UCCUCUCCCAUCUCUAAAACCGACUCUCGGGAUUUCCCAAAAAAACAUUAUUAUUAAAAAUACUUCAAAAUUUAUUAUAUAUAAUUAUUUGAUUGGAUAAAAAACCAAAAACAGCCCUCGAUUGAUCCUGAUCGUGAAAUCAGAGGCUCCACACAAUCCCUUGAAACCCUAACGCCGAACGUUCGUUUUUCCCUCCAUCCUUCGAUCGUCUCAAAGAGCUUCCAGCUCUAUCUGUCUUUAUCUCUACAUCUUUUUCAUCGUCAGAUCUGAUACCUUGACCUCCAGAUCUAGGAUUAUCUAAGCCGAUUAAGCUACACGCGCCAUCACGAUUACCUCACGCGCCGCGAACAUGGUGGUGAAUGGGAGGCCGUUGAAGAGGAUGAAGAGGAGAGUCACGGCUGACCUCCAUGACUUCCUGACGUUCCCUUCGUCAGCUUCGGGAGGUAACGGGCCUUUCAGGGUGAACGUUAGGGAGUUCCUGACGGAGCACGCGCUGUUGCCUUCGCCUUCUUCGCUGCUCCCCCACCUACUUACGUGGCAGAUCUCCUUCCGCGUCGGCGAACUGACGGAAGGCCGUUACUCGGCCCCGCCCGUUGUGUGCGACGUGGUCGAGGAGGACGUUGCCAGAUCUAGAUCCGUGUACUGCGAUCAGUGCCGAGUCGUUGGCUGGAGUGCAAAUCCAGUGUGUAGCAAACGUUACCAUUUUAUAAUAAAGGCGGAUGGUGUUUCCAUUGGUGGGUAUCACAAGCCAUGCACACGGUGUGGAGAUAUCUUGCAUUUGUCUGAAUCCAGGUGUAAGACGUGUAAUCAUGUAACGACUACGGAUGAUGUCGAAGAUUGGAUUUAUCAGCAGUUAGAGGACACCACCCAUCUUUUACAUGGUGUAGUCCAUGUAAAUGGUUAUGGGCAUCUUCUAAGAGUCAAUGGCAGGGAAGGGGGCUCCAGGAUUCUUUCCGGAUGUCAUAUCAUGAAUUUUUGGGAUCGAUUAUGCAAAGCUCUUGGAGUCAGAAAGGUUAGUGUGAUGGAUGUGUCAAAAAAGUAUGGAUUGGAAUAUCGGCUGCUGCAUGCAAUCACCAAUGGCCAUCCAUGGUAUGGUGACUGGGGAUAUGAAUUUGGCGCUGGUAGUUUUGCUCUCACCCAUGAUGCAUACAAAUGUGCUGUUGAAACCCUAUCUGGCAUGCCAUUGUCAGUCUUUCUUUCUCAAGGAAGGCAACAGCCCACUCGGUUGCAGGAUAGAAUCUCAUUUUACCAAUCAUUAUCCGAGCGUCAGUUUGUAAAUACUAGAGAACUAUUCAGUUAUUUGAUGAGUUUGAUCCACACUGCUCAAAAGUCUUCACCAGGGGUUGAUGCUACUGCCUUUAAAAGACAAGGUUCAUCUGGGAUCUCACAUAUGUGGGGUAGGAGUGAUAUUGAACGAGUACACGAAGCAAUGUUCAGAGUUCUGCGGGCAGUGAGUGGGUCCAAUUGGGCAAGUUGGCGUGCUCUUAGAGGGGCUGUUUGCAGAGUAGCUCCUCCUGAUCUCCUUGAUCAUUGCUUGAAGAAACUAGGAGGUAAGUCAGCUGCUGAUGGCAUGGUGGUUCAUACUCGACAAAAUCCUGAUUCUGGUGCGCUGGAGUUCAGACUUAAACCCGGAAGUCCUCCUGAAGUCAUCUCCAGUGGCAGUGAUUCUUCUGUCAUUAAGAGCCCAUGCCCAUCUUUAGAAGUCCUUAUACAAGACCUCCGAUUUUUCUAUGAAACUAUACUUCAUCCUCAAAUCAGCUGUACACCUGAGGCAACAAGGGAUCUUGUGAUUUGCUCAGCUGAAAAGCUUAUUGACUGCAAGCAAUUUGUGAAAGAAUACAAGCCUGAAAAGCGAGCGAGUUUGAAGUCAUCAAUUAUAUGCCUCUCAUGCCAGGUGGAACUUUCUGAUGAAUCUGAUAAGUUUGCCCCUAAACCUCCCCCAGAACUAAUUAUCUUGCCUCUUACUGCUACUGUUGGUGAUCUGAAGCACGAGGCUUCAAGGGCUUUUCAAGAUGUGUAUUUGAUGUUCAAAAGAUUUGAAGCUGAACAGCUGCUUGGGUAUAGCGGUGUUGAUGAUUCCACCCAGGUCAAGCUCUUGUUAGGGUCAACUGAAUCAGUUUGUGUCCGAGGAAGAUGUGCAGGAAAAACCGGUCUCAGCAAAUACAGAAUGGAGAGAGGGACUGAGAGGUGGACAGUGGAUUGCGUCUGUGGGGCCAAGGAUGAUGACGGGGAGAGAAUGCUGGCUUGCGAUGUUUGUGGGGUGUGGCAGCACACUAGGUGUUCUGGUAUUCACGACUCUGACUCGGUGCCUGCAAGGUUUGUCUGCCAUCGAUGCAGAGGCUCCGGCCACUUGAACAAAGUCAAUGGGCAAGUGCAAGGAUGAGAAGGUGAUUGUUUCAGUUGGUGGUAACAAUAGCAGCUUUGGAAAGAACUUAACAACUGAUGAUGUUCGCUAGAUUUUGUAUUUUGUAAAUGUUGUUAGGAGGGCGUUCCUCUGGCCUUGAAUGAACUUGUACAUAAGCAUGAGGCCACUCCUUCCAAUUCCUUUCUCCUCUUAUUCCCUUUGUAUAUAAAUUUAAUUUUCAUCAUGGUUAGUUUAUGCCAUGGGAAAGUGGGAAACAAGAAAAUGAAAAAGAAAAAAAAAAGAAAAAAAAAAAAGAGAGAAAAUAAGAAGAAAGUGUUGAUGCAGAUCAAUAGACAAAUAAUUUUUCUUCU
Molecule: messenger RNA, 2715 nt
Organism: Tripterygium wilfordii
Lineage: Eukaryota; Viridiplantae; Streptophyta; Magnoliopsida; Celastrales; Celastraceae
Product: PHD finger protein At1g33420-like
Exons: 5
Coding region: 350-2383 (677 amino acids)
Source: RefSeq, a predicted model, not a curated record